AUAUCGUGAAAAAUUAAAUUGGUACUAAAACUAUGGCGGGAAAAAGAAGACCUAGAAAUCAACCCUUUUAACAAAUUAUUACUUCCAGAAAUCAUUUCCGGAGAGAAAGCGAGGCGCAGAUGGAGAAGGUGAUUUCGGAGGCGGAAGAGCUGCCGAAGGCUAUCGUGCGCCGGGUGGUCAAAGAUAAGCUCUCCGAUUGCUCCCCCGACACCGACAUUACUCUUCACAAGGACUCCCUCAUCGCCUUAGCCGAAAGCGCGCGCAUCUUCAUCCACUACCUUUCCGCCACGGCUAAUGAUAUUUGCAAGGAAUCGAGGAGACAAACAAUAAGUGCGGAUGAUGUGUUGAGAGCGGUGGAGGAAAUCGAAUUUCCGGAGUUCGUGAAGCCUCUCAAGGCUUCCCUUGCCGAGUUCAAGCAGAAGAAUGCAGAAAAGAAAGGGGAAGCAUCAAAGGCAAAAGAAAUGAAGAAGAGGAAAUUAGCAGAAGAAUCGUCAGGGAAAGAUGGUGCUAAAAGCAAACUUAGUAAAAGGGAUAAAGACUCUGAAGAAGAGGCUGAAGAGGAGGGUAAUGAUGAUGGAAAUGAAUACAUUCAAUCAGAAGGUUAAAUAGAUAAAUACUGAUUUCUUGAGAUUUCUGGAUGUAGGCUGAUAGAAAGCGUUAACAUUUUUAGUUGCUGGCAAGAUGCUCUUUUCCUUUUCGCUUUAUUUAGCAGAGAGGACAAAGUCAAUACAUUCUAAAUUUUAAUUUGACCUAUCCUGGAAGUUCCUCAGCUAUCUAGUAAAAUUUUGCACUGCUUCUCUAAAAGAUUAUCAUAGUUGGAGGCAUGAUUUUGUAGACAGCAUGUGGAUACUUGGCUUUAAUUCUAUUAUCAUUUAUGUUUUUACUUUUUGAUUUGUUGUGAAUUUUCAUUAGAGUUCUUAGUUUUGCAGUCCAGAGUUGAAGAGAUCUGUUCUCAUCUAAUAAUUUAUGUUGUGCAAU
Messenger RNA from Rubroshorea leprosula, 978 nucleotides. NCBI's taxonomy places the organism in Eukaryota, Viridiplantae, Streptophyta, Magnoliopsida, Malvales, Dipterocarpaceae. The record is from the annotation of a GenBank genome assembly.